AUGGGCGGAAAACUUUCACUGUUCUGGAAAAUGCCUGAUGAAAAGGAGAGCGAAGGCAAACUGAUCUUACCCAGGCAGCUGGAUGCUGAAGAUGAAAUCGCCAGUUACGCCAGUAUCAAUGACUCUGCUGCGUCCUAUGUGGUGGGCGUUGCACGUCGAAGCUACGUCAACUGCCCAACGUGUCAGGGAACAGGAAGGAUCCCUGGGGAGCAAGAGAAGCAGCUGGUGGCUCUGAUUCCAUAUGGUGACCAGAGGCUGAAACCUAGACGAACGAAACUCUAUGUAUGUCUUGCUGUGAUAAUCUGCCUGCUGACAACAUCUCUCAGUAUUUUCUUCCUGUUUCCUCGUUCCAUUACUGUGCUGCCUGCAGGACUGAAUGCCUCUGCCGUUGGCUUUGGUGCCACCACCACUAGUAUAGACCUCAACAUGACGAAUGUGCUGAACAUAACUAAUAACAACUUCUACCUGGUCACUGUUGUGCAGCUAGACAUAGAGGUUUUGCACCAGUCUCUAGUAGUAGGGAAGACCACCAUGAAAACCCUGCUAAAUAUGAGUCCUUUGCAGAGCAGCCAGAUCUAUUAUAUGGUGGCCAGUAGGAUAUUGGACGAAAACACCUAUAACAUUUGCACCUGGACAAAAGUCAAAGUUCACAAUGUUCUGCUGCAUAUCCAGGGGACCCUGACCUGCACAUACCUGUGUCAUUCAGAGCAGCUGGCUUUUGAAGACUACCAGUAUGUGGACUGCCGGGGGAAUGCCACGCUACCCCACCCAUUGUACCACCAGCCGCCGUAA
Molecule: messenger RNA, 792 nt
Organism: Antrostomus carolinensis (chuck-will's-widow)
Lineage: Eukaryota; Metazoa; Chordata; Aves; Caprimulgiformes; Caprimulgidae
Gene: TMEM106A
Product: transmembrane protein 106A
Exons: 7
Coding region: 1-792 (263 amino acids)
Source: RefSeq, a predicted model, not a curated record